Messenger RNA from Cordyceps militaris CM01, 1347 nucleotides. Its product is annotated as tRNA-guanine transglycosylase family protein. Gene Ontology annotation, molecular function: tRNA-guanosine(34) queuine transglycosylase activity. Bases 1 to 1347 code for a protein of 448 amino acids. NCBI's taxonomy places the organism in Eukaryota, Fungi, Ascomycota, Sordariomycetes, Hypocreales, Cordycipitaceae. The record is from RefSeq and is a predicted model, not a curated record. The transcript is spliced from 2 exons.
AUGAGCUCUGUGGACGGCCGUCAAAUGGAGGGUGCAGACAUGGCCGGCUCUCGCACACUCUUCACCUCGGCCGCCGUCGCCGGCACCGCCGCCCGCCUCGGCCGGCUGGCCCUCCCCGGGCGCGCCGCCAUUGACACACCCAACUACACGUCCGUCGCCAGCCGCGGGGCGGUGCCGCACCUGACCCCCGACAACAUGACCAAAUCCGUGUCGCCAGGGCCCGUCUACAUGGCGCUCGAAGAUUUCAUUGAGAAGACGCAGCCCCCUAUAUACAAGACGCCCGUAACGCGGGAAAACAGACUGCACAGCUUCACGGCCCUGCCACUCGCCAGCGCGACCAUCCUGGCCGCGCGUCGCAGCCAGACCGUCACCACGCCGACGGGCAACACGGCCAAGUCGGUCACACUCUUCACGUCGACGGGCUUCCGCGGCCUCUCGGUCCCCGCGUACGUCGAGGCCGUGCGGCUGCUGCGUCCCGACGUUGUCGUGCCGCUGGCGGAUCUGCCGCAUACGAGCACCGCGCCACCGGCGAAGAAGCUCGUGCGCAUGGUGGACAGGACGGAGGAGUGGCUGGACCAGUUCCUGGAGGCGACGGCGGCGGGGACCGACGCCGCGCCGACCAGCGCCGUGUUUGCGCCGGUGCUGCCGGUGGAGUACCCGCUGCAGUGGGCGUACCUGCAACACCUCGCCGACGACGUCCUCGGGUCGCUCUCCGGCCUCGCCAUCUACGACACCAGACUCCUGGGCGACAUCAUCCGCAACUACGCCGCGCUGGGCCCGCUGCCGCGGCUCUCGCUCGACGCGCCCAAAACGCCGCAGCAGGUGCUCCAGCAAGUCGCCCUCGGCGUCGACGUCUGCGUGCUGCCCUUUAUCAACGCCGUGUCCGACUCGGGCGUCGCCUUCACCUUUACGUUCCCCGCGCCCGCCUCCUCCGUCGCGGCGCCGCAGCCGCUGGGCACCAACAUGUGGCUCGAGGAGCACGCGACGGCGCUGCGGCCGCUGAGCGCCGGCUGCUCGUGCUACGCGUGCACGACGCACCACCGCGCCUACCUGCGGCACCUGCUCAACGCCAAGGAGAUGCUGGGCUGGAGCCUGCUGCAGAUCCACAACCACUGCGCCAUGAGCCGCUUCUUCGACGGCGUCCGCGCGGCCCUGCGCGACGGCACGUUUGGCGCCGCCGCCGAGCGCUUCGCGGCCGCGUACGAGGCUGACUUUCCAGAGGGCACCGGCGAGAGGCCGCGGGCGAGGGGCUAUCACUUCAAGAGCGAGUAUGGGCAGGAGAAGAUUAACAAGACGACGUGGGUUGAUGUCGAGGGGACGUUUGCGCAGGCCGAGAUGAAAGCAUAA